This is a messenger RNA of Liolophura sinensis, 594 nucleotides long. RefSeq names its product T-box transcription factor TBX3-like. Gene Ontology annotation, biological process: positive regulation of DNA-templated transcription; regulation of transcription by RNA polymerase II; cell fate specification. The transcript has 4 exons. Lineage: Eukaryota; Metazoa; Mollusca; Polyplacophora; Chitonida; Chitonidae. Gene Ontology annotation, molecular function: RNA polymerase II cis-regulatory region sequence-specific DNA binding; DNA-binding transcription factor activity, RNA polymerase II-specific. Gene Ontology annotation, cellular component: nucleus; chromatin. The record is from RefSeq and is a predicted model, not a curated record. The coding region runs from base 76 to 594 and encodes 172 amino acids.
GAGGCUGAGGAUGACCCUAAAGUGGAGCUGGAUGGCCAGGACCUCUGGGACAGGUUUCACGCCUUAGGCACGGAGAUGGUGAUUACUAAGGCGGGCAGACGGAUGUUUCCACCAUAUAAAGUGCGCAUGUCAGGACUGGACAAAAAGUGCCAAUAUAUUUUACUUAUGGAUAUAGUCUCCGUGGACAGUUGCCGUUACAAAUUUCAUAACAACCAUUGGGUGGUGGCGGGAAAAGCUGAUCCGGAAAUGCCAAAGCGCAUGUACAUCCACCCAGACUCGCCUUGUUCCGGUGAGCGAUGGAUGCAGCGAGUUGUCUCAUUUCAUAAACUCAAACUCACAAACGACAUAGCGGACAAAAAUGGAUUCGUUAUCCUCAACUCCAUGCACAAGUAUCAGCCUCGUUUUCACCUUGUCCAAGCCAAUGACCUUUCCAAACUGCCUUACAAACGCUUCCGAACAUUUGUGUUCAAGGAAACCGCUUUCAUGGCUGUCACGGCUUACCAAAACACCAAGAUUACCCAGCUUAAGAUAGAUCAUAAUCCAUUUGCCAAAGGAUUUCGGGUAAACGGUGCUGCAAAGAGGGACAAAAGGUAG